Cercocebus atys (sooty mangabey) is the source of this 1456-nucleotide messenger RNA. It is a transcript of the gene NME6, whose product is annotated as NME/NM23 nucleoside diphosphate kinase 6. The record is from RefSeq and is a predicted model, not a curated record. Gene Ontology annotation, molecular function: nucleoside diphosphate kinase activity. The coding region runs from base 300 to 860 and encodes 186 amino acids. The transcript has 7 exons. Gene Ontology annotation, biological process: UTP biosynthetic process; GTP biosynthetic process; CTP biosynthetic process. NCBI's taxonomy places the organism in Eukaryota, Metazoa, Chordata, Mammalia, Primates, Cercopithecidae.
UGCGGGAGGACAAGGUGAAUCCGGAGCCGGACUUCCGCUGCACUGGGGCUCCGAAUGACCUAGAAUCUGGGGUGCGCUUAGGCCCCGGGCCGCGUGUUCUUGCUACGAGAACCCCUAGCAGCCUGGCCUUGGAAUAGCUGGAUCAGAUGCAUUCAUUGGUUCUUUCAGAUACUUUUAAGACCCAGCUGUGUGCUAGGUACUUCUUACACCUUCUGGUGAGGAAGAUGGAACUGAAGGGAAUUUGCAAGGAGCUGUGAGAAAGUACAACGGGAAGUGAGCUAAGAUCAUUAAGGAGUGAGAUGGCCUCAAUCUUGCGAAGCCCUCAGGCUCUCCAGCUCACUCUAGCCCUGAUCAAGCCUGAUGCAGUCGCCCAUCCGCUGAUUCUGGAGGCUGUUCAUCAGCAGAUUCUAAGCAACAAGUUCCUGAUUGUACGAAUGAGAGAACUACUGUGGAGAAAGGAAGACUGCCAGAGGUUUUACCGAGAGCACGAAGGGCGUUUUUUCUAUCAGCGGCUGGUGGAAUUCAUGGCCAGCGGGCCAAUCCGAGCCUACAUCCUUGCCCACAAGGAUGCCAUCCAGCUCUGGAGGACGCUCAUGGGACCCACCAGAGUGUUCCGAGCACGCCACGUGGCCCCAGAUUCCAUUCGUGGGAGUUUCGGCCUCACCGACACCCGCAACACCACCCACGGUUCGGACUCUGUGGUUUCAGCCAGCAGAGAGAUUGCAGCCUUCUUCCCUGACUUCAGUGAACAGCGCUGGUAUGAGGAGGAAGAGCCCCAGUUGCGCUGUGGCCCUGUGUGCUAUAGCCCAGAGGGAGGUGUCCACUAUGUAGCUGGAACAGGAGACCUAGGACCAGCCUGAUGCAGGUCUAUGAAGACAGUGCCCAGACUUUUCUCCUAGACGUCUAGUCUAAAACAUUUGCCUAGGACCAGGGAAGCCUGGGCUCAUACUGCCAUUUCUGCUGGGCACCACCACCUGCCUGAGGGCCUAGCUCACUGCAGCACAUCCUCCAGAAUCUAGCUUUCUAUCUACCUCUUCUCUGGAAUGUUCAUGGUGGUUCAGAAGAAUGAUGACUCCUCUUUGCUGAGAACUGUUCAUCCUUUCUCAAGAAGAAGCUUGCCGGGCCAGGUGCGGUAGCUCAUGCCUGUAAUCCCAGCACUUUGGGAGGCUGAGGCAGGCAGAUCAUGAGGUCAGGAGUUCGAGGCCAGCCUGACCAACAUGGUGAAACCCCAUCUCUACUAAAAAUACAAAAAUUAGCCGGGCGUGGUGGCUCAUGCCUGUAGUCCCAGCUACUCAGAGGCUGAGGCAGGAGAAUUGCUUGAACCCAGGAGGCAGAGGGUGCAGUGAGCCGAGAUUGUGUCAUUGCACUCCAGCCUGGGUGACAGAGCAAGACUGUCUAAAAAAAAAAAAAAAAAGCUUGUCUAAUUGACUUGCCUAAAAAAUGCAGUGACUCCAAA